UCUCAAGCUCAGAGCCUCAGACUCUCACCUCUCUCUACCAAGUCACUCUUAUCUCCUCUCCUUAAUAAUCUGCUCUCAUGAGUCUCGAUCAUCUCUCAACUUUAUUCAGGUUUUGUUUUUAAUGACAGAUCAACCUCAAAAUCCUAAGCCACGAAAAGUUCAGAAGAAAGUAAAUUCAUAUUUUCUGAAAAAUGAUGUUGUUAUGGGUGAUAUUCCAAGUUCGGUUGUGGAAGAACCUUCUUGUUCUGUACGAGUUGAGUCUCAUGAAAUUGAUGUUAAUCACAUUGAACGUGAUCCGGGAAAACGCCCUGCAAUCUCGUCAUAUCCUAUUAAUGAGCGUGAUGAAGUUCGAAGAAAAUAUAUACUUUAUGGUCCUUAUCAACCAAAAUUAGAAGAGUAUCCAACUCAUCUUUGUGGAGAUCAAGAUCGCAGAUUCAAUGGGAUGUGGUUUGAAAAAUAUCAUUGGCUUGAGUACUCUGAUGAGAAUGAUAAGGCAUUUUGUUUUCCAUGCUUUCUUUUUGAUAGCGAUCCUUCGAGGCAUUCUUUGUUCACUUCUUAUGGGUUUGACAAUUGGAGAAGGAUCGGUGGUGUUCAAUGUUGCUUUAAAAAACAUGUAGGGAAGACCGGCUCCCCACAUCACAAGUCUAUGCAAGAUAUGUUGGGCUUAAAACAUGUGUGUAGACAUAUUGAUAAAGUCAUGAAUCCACAACCGCCAGAAUUGAUACAGCAAAAUCGGUUGCGGCUCAAGGCUACUAUAGAGGCUGUAAGAUUGUUAGCAAAGCAAGCACUUGCAUUUAGAGGUGAUGAUGAAUCUACUGAGUCAUCUAAUCGUGGAAAUGUUGUUGAGAUAGUGGAUUCCUAUGGGAGAAUGAAUGAGGAAGUUGCAAAAGUCCCCUUAGAAAAUGCCCCUCGAAAUGCUACUUAUACUUCACCAAAGAUUCAAAAAGAAAUUCUGAGUAUUCUUGCCAAUAGAGUUAGAAGAAAAAUUCGUGAAGAGGUUGGGGAGGCUAAGUUUUGUCUGCUUGUUGAUGAAGCACUUGAUGAAUCAAAGAAGGAACAAAUGGCAAUUAUCUUGAGAUUUGUUGAUUCUCAUGGGUUUGUUUGUGAACGAUUCUUCCAUGUUGUAAGUGUUAGCGAUACUUGUGCUGCAACUCUUAAGAGUAAGAUAGACAAUGUUCUUACUGAAUACAAUCUUCAAGUUGAAAAUUUGCGUGGUCAAGGAUAUGAUGGUGCUAGCAACAUGCGUGGUGAGUGGAAUGGGUUGCAAGCACUAUUUUUGCAAAAGUGUCCAUAUGCAUACUAUGUACAUUGUUUUGCUCAUCGCCUACAACUAGCUUUAAAUGCUGCAGCUAAAGAUGUGGGUGUUGUCUAUUUAUUCUUUCAAAUGCUGACUAGUAUCAUUAAUGUUGUUGACUCAUCUGCUAAGCGUGUUUCUGAGUUAAAAUCUAUUCAACAAGUUGAAGUUGUGGAACAAAUUGCUGCUGGGGAACUUGAAACUGGAAAAGGAGCUAAUCAGACAUGCAAUUUACAAAGAGCUGGAGCUACAAGGUGGAGUUCAAGGUAUUAUUCUAUCAAGAACUUGAUGAAAUUGUAUAACUCAACUAGUUCAGUUUUGAAAAACAUGAUAGAUAAUGGACUCAAUGGAAAAAUACGUGGAGAGGCUUUAGGUGCUUCUAAAGCUCUAAGAUCAUUUGACUUUGUGUUUUGCUUAUUGUUGUUGGACAAAACUAUGGGAAUCACAAAUGCUCUUUGUAAGUCAUUGCAAGAACAGUCUCAAGAGAUCAUAAAUGCUAUGAAUCUAGUUUCUAGUACGAAGGGUCGUCUUCAAAAGUUGAGAGAAAAUGGUUGGGUUGAUUUCUUUGCUAGUGUUGUAUCGUUUUGUGACGCACAUACAAUUGAUGCUCCAGAUUUUAGUGCUCGCCAUAUGGAAGGUACGGGUCGUCUUUCUCAACAACAAAAUUGUAUCACUAUUGAGCAUUAUUAUCGUGUUGAAAUAUUCAAUGCUGUAAUUGAUUUUCAAUUGAUGGAACUAAACAGUAGAUUCAAUGAGCAAACAAGAGAACUCUUGAUUCUUACUUCUGCAUUGGAUCCUCGAUUUGAUUUUCAAUCAUUUGACAUUGACAAAAUAUGUUGUUUGGCUGAGAAAUUUUAUCCUCAUGAUGUGCCUGAUUUGAAUGAUCUAAGAGACCAGUUAGAGCAUUUUGAGUAUCAAUUCUCUGAACUUUCAGAAUUUCAAGAUUUAUGCACCCUUUCUGAGUUAUGUCAAGAAUUUGUUAACACAAGGACACCAUUCUUGUUGAUUGAGAGACUAGUUCGUCUAGUGAUGACUCUUCCUGUUUCUACGGCUACAACAGAGAGAGCAUUUUCAGCCAUGAAGCUCAUUAAGAACCGACUUCGAAGCAAGAUGAGUGAUGAUUUUCUUGCAGAUUUAAUGACAGUGCAUAUUGAGAGAGAAAUUGUUGAUACUAUUGAUUCAAAUUCGGUUAUAGAUGAGUUUUAUGCUUCAGGUAACCGAAGAGCACAACUUAAGUAGUUGAAUUUGUAUUGACAUUGAAUAUUUAACUUUGAAUUGUUUCAAUUUUCUAUUGUUAGAUUUGGGUGACAAAAUGCAUCUUGUGGAUCAUAUUUUGACAAGUGUUAUGCAAUUGAGAUAUUCCAUCAAAACAUAGUAAACUCUGUCAAAUUUUUAAGAAUAAUUUUUCUUGCCAGCAUAAGGUAAAUUUAGCACACCUCAAAUUUAAUUCCUGGUUCCGUGCCUGCCCAUGAUCAAUUGCAAGAUGGAUGCGUCUAGGGCUUCUCGAAAAUUGAAGGUGGGAGAUUAUAUGAUGGGUAAUCUCUCUCCCGAAAUUUUUCGCACCAACAGUUGGCGCCAUCUGUGGGAAAGGAACAAAAAGCCGUGAGAUUAUAAUGGGGAAGCCACGGACGCAACCAUCAACGCUACGGCAAGAAUGAAUUCAUUCUCAUCGAUAAAUAAUUUCUCACCCUCUUCUCUUUAAUUAAUUGAUCUUCUAGUAUAUCUGCUUUCUAAGGUAUAAUUUAAUUGUUACAAAUCAUAGUAAAUAACCCAAGUUGCAGGAGGUAUGGCUCACAGACGUGUAAAGGAAAACGAUACAGGAAUAAAGCAUAUGGACGAGGACGUCAUCCCGCGGCACAAGCAGGAAUGAGGCCGCCAUCCCCGUGGCUGCUACACCGACACCAACAAGGCACGACGAUCACGGGACAACAAACUUCUUACGUAGCAAGGGUACCCUACAACGCAUCGGCUGAAACUUAUAUGUUAACUCUGCAGAAACCUUGAGGGAAAUGACUAAACUUUUUCUUGCAUUCUUGCAUUUCAUAGCUUGUUCUGUUGCAAGUUUUUGAUAAGAAUAUGUCUAACCGAGGUUUUGGGCUCUAACAAGGAAGUGCAGCAGGUGCAAAACAGAAAAUUUAUCUGAAUAAGUUACUGGGCAGUAAACUUUCCUCAAACAAGUGAGCCUGUACCAUGGGGAUGUUACAUGUGCUGGUGCUUUUGAGAUUAGAUGACAAAAUCUCAACGGCCAAAAGAAAAUACUGCAAAGAAUUAGAUUGUCUGUCGAAUUCUGCAAACCAAAGCUAAUGGAAUACUGAUGCCGGAGGGAUUGGGGGCAUUUUCCCUUAGAGUAGAAGCUUUAUAAUGAAUAGAUAAUGAUCGAGAGACAUCGUAUUGACAGUAAUGCAUGUAAUCUUGCAACCUAUAUAUAACUGGUAACCCAUUGAUCGAUUUGUUUUAAUGGUUAACUGGUAAGAGGUACGUAUGGGUUACUUUUCAUUUUGAUUCAUGAAAGGUUCUAUUGAUAGCUAAUAAGGCAGUUAGCUUGAUAGAAUUGGUUCAUGCAUGAUCUGCAUUAAAAAAACUAAAGCUUUUGAAUUGUUGGUAUCAUGGUAUGCAAGGCUUUUAUUGGCUAUUUGAUAUGCAUUAUUUGUCAACAUGAUUAUGGUGACCAUGUUCUUGUAUUCCACAGCAUAGAAAUCCAAGUUCAUUUCAUUAAUUAAGAAAAAAUGCGAUUGCGCGGUAAUAUAAACCUCUCAAGUUGGAAACUGAGAAUGUUAGAUACAUACUCUCUGUUCCUUGUGCUUUGUCUCGAAGGUUUCCUUGUUGUUGACAUAUUUUGUUAUGGGCGUGAGAGUUAAACUAAUAUUAGAUUCCUGGUAGCCUUUAUCUGAUAUGGUUAUAAUUGCAUGAUCAUAGCUGGAUUAGUCGGAUCGUUCCUUUGCUAUGUGAUGUGAGUUAUUUCAUGUAGUCAUUGUAGUGCAUAUAUUGGCUGAAAGGAGACUGUUUAGUUAUCCUGGUUUCCUGUUGUUGAUUUACAUUUUCUGUUACAACUUUUCUGUUAUUUUUCUGGAUUUCUUAUCCGACCAGACAAGUAUGAGUUUAUGUUUGUUAGACUGACCCAAAGUCAAUUAUGGAAUAAUGAGAUUUAUAACUUCAAAUGGCAAUCAUAUAUGCUUCUUAGACUUGAAAUAUCACUUUUCUCAGUGAAUGAACUAGAGCUCUUUGCUUAUUCUAUGGUGGAUGUCACAGGACCUCUUAUAUGCUUCUCAUUGAUUAAUUGGUUUAAAGGUUCUGUCCAAAUCAAUGCUUAUAUUUUUAAUCUGGAGCGAGUAUUUACAAAAUUUGUGCUGUUAUUGAUUAUUUAUGCCAUGCUAAAAGACAUAUAUAUGACAUUAUGUAAUGAAAUCUAUUUGGUCUAGUGCUGUCAUCUCGUUUUUCAACUGCUCUCCACUCGAUGGUGUUUAAUCAGGACCGGGCAACAUCGUUUCAAUGGAGUUGUAGCCAAACUCAAAGCAAGGCAUUUAAUGGGGUUGAAUGAGAGGAGGAAAAACUUGUUUAUACAAUGAGGUGAAAAUCACUUGAGAUAAGAUUUAUUGCAUUAUAUAAAGCUUGUCAUAAAUAUCUUGUUAUUGCAUAUGUUCGCUAACAUGAUUUUCAGUUUUGUGCCCUCUUCGGAGGCGGCAUACCGAGAGUCUCCGAACUUUAAAUGUGUUGUCCUCGGGACAUUAAAGCAGAGACAGUCUCCGGACUUUAAAUGGGUUGUCCCCGGGACGUUAAAGAGAUAUUCUCCAGACUUUAAAUGGGUUGUGGGUUGUCUUCGUGACGUUAAACAGUGAGUUCCCGAGACUUAAAUGGUGUGUCCCUGUGACAUUAAACAGUGCCUUUAAAGGUGCCCAAUACUCUCUCGAGAUGCAAAUAAGAGGUUUGAAUUCUCACUUGUUAUCUUAACUUUAUCAUAAUAUUCUUGUAUAUGUUCGAUAAGUCUUGUUUAAUUUUUUACUUGAGACAUGAAAUUGGUGUUGCUAUUUCUUUACUCUUAUGGACUAACAAUUAAUUUCUAUUUGCAUUUCAUAAUUGAUCGUUUUUCCUUCCCGCACUCCGAGCUUGUAAGGAAAGGAAAAACGGGGCAUUGUGGGGGUGUAAAAUUUUGGCUUUGGGCUCUCACCCAUUAAACCAAGCCCACUGAUCAAAGCCCAAAAAUGACUAACAACUUACUAAAUUGAAAGACAGUCAAAGAUGAUCGGGUAGUGGAGAACGUGCAAACACUACUCCUCCCACUACCAACGUGGAGUGAAUGCCAAGAACCAUGAAGGAAGGAUCAAGGAAUCAAUGACUAUAAAUUGACAAGCUUAUGGAGAAAAGAGGAAAAAGAGAUGGAGAACGAAUGGUAAGAAAUAUCAAUCCAAUUUCUUUUUAUAAUCUUCUCAAAUUGAUAUUUACUUGGGCGUCGGAGUAUUUUUCUGUUUUGCAGGUUCCUUCUCCCCAUGAUCAAUUGCAAGAUGGAUGCGUCUAGGGCUUCUCGAAGAUUGAAGGUGGGAGAUUAUAUGUUGGGUAAUCUCUCUCCCGAAAUUUUUCGCACCAACAGAAAGCCGGCCUAUCAAUUGAGUAACCAUACCGCGGAAGCAGAUGAGGACUUAAUAUGAUCCAAGAUACUGCAGAUCUUUAAGUAUCUAGGGGCAUUCCACUGCCCCCGCAUUUGUGAAGAACACUUGAGCAGCCGCGUUUAUAAGGGUUCGUAGGAGGUGGCAUACCGUUGUUUUUGAGAAAAUGACAACCGAGAAGUGGUCUUCCACCUUUUCUGCAUGGAUUAAUGACUCUACCCGGAGAAAAAUGUCUUCCGGCUGCUGCGACACCUUGGUUCAACAUCACCAAGCUAAUGAAGAACAAGCAGAUGAUCAGUGACUUCAUGUUUGGAACUCCCAUGUUUUUGUUUGGCUCAGAUAGCUGUUGUCGAUCUCUUGUUCUCUGUUGUUUUGUUUGUUGCUUCCCUCUCUCAGCCCAUGUUGUAUGAUCGAACACCGAUAUUUCUACUAUACAUGCGUGUAUAGCAUAUACGAUGAUCCAACGGUGUAAGAGCCCCUACAAUCAACAA
Messenger RNA from Rosa rugosa (rugosa rose), 6386 nucleotides. RefSeq lists its product as uncharacterized. The transcript is spliced from 4 exons. The record is from RefSeq and is a predicted model, not a curated record. Bases 122 to 2533 code for a protein of 803 amino acids. NCBI's taxonomy places the organism in Eukaryota, Viridiplantae, Streptophyta, Magnoliopsida, Rosales, Rosaceae. Gene Ontology annotation, molecular function: protein dimerization activity.